Postia placenta MAD-698-R-SB12 is the source of this 648-nucleotide messenger RNA. RefSeq lists its product as hypothetical. Lineage: Eukaryota; Fungi; Basidiomycota; Agaricomycetes; Polyporales; Adustoporiaceae. Bases 1 to 648 code for a protein of 215 amino acids. The record is from RefSeq and is a predicted model, not a curated record. The transcript is spliced from 4 exons.
AUGCCUGAAGGCCGGCACAUAAACGAGACAAGACGAAUAACGGAGGAACACUUACCGGUCGCAUCCCCGCAAGACAAGCAGACCAACACAGAAGAGGACCUCAAGGCCCGGAGGCAGGAUGAAGACAGCAGACUCGAGCCUGGUGAGGGAUUCGCAGCGCAGGAUCGGGGCAAGAGAGAGACAAAUUGCACGCAUCGAGCGGGGGUGGUAGCUGUGACUGGUGCCGUUCACGGAGCACACAAAAGCAUCUCAGAUGGCAGGGAGGCGAGUCAGCGCGACCAGAGAACGAAAGCAGACGGGCGGCGGCCACGCAGAAGGGCGAAGGGGGCGAGGCCGGGAAAGGAACGGACCGCAGACUGGCUGCGAGGAAGGAAAGAGGAGCAGCGCGCCUGCACUGGGGAAGGGGAUAGGAAGGAGAGAGAGAGAUUGCCGUCUAUAGUGAAGAGCGAUCCCCCAUUGCCCAUUGCCGUGUGUUUGUCCCCGCCUAUCAGUUCAGGGGGAAGAAAGGCUGCGCUUACAGGCCACAGCUGCGCUGCAAGGCCGUUGCCUGCACGCCGACUGAGCAUUGCUUGGUGGCGAUGGGGUGCAUUCAGAUGUGGUGCAAGAAUCGUGCAUGCAAGUCAGAGACUGAAGAAGGCGGCUGGGUAA